AUGUCCGAGUCUGAGCUUGCGAGGCAGCAGAAGAUCAACGAUUGGCUUCCCAUCACUUCUGCUAGGAAUGCCAAAUGGUGGUACUCAGCUUUCCAUAAUGUCACUGCCAUGGUUGGGGCUGGUGUCCUUAGUCUUCCUUAUGCACUUUCACAGCUUGGCUGGGGUCCUGGUAUCGUUAUCCUUAUUCUGUCAUGGAUCAUCACCUUGUACACACUAUGGCAAAUGGUUGAGAUGCAUGAAAUGGUGCCUGGCAAGCGGUUCGAUAGAUAUCACGAGCUGGGACAACAAGCCUUUGGGCCGAAGCUGGGACUCUGGAUUGUGGUACCUCAACAAGUAGUUGUUGAGGUUGGUGUUUGCAUAGUCUAUAUGGUGACAGGAGGAAAAUCAUUGAAGAAAGUCCAUGAUGUGCUUUGUCCUAGCUGCAAAGAUAUCAGGACUAUAUUCUGGAUUAUGAUUUUCGCUUCUUGUCACUUUGUUCUCUCCCAUCUCCCCAACUUCAACUCCAUGUCUGUUGUCUCACUCGCCGCAGCAGUAAUGUCCCUUAGUUACUCAACAAUUGCAUGGGCAGCUUCAUUACACAAGGGGAGAUCACCAGAUGUGGACUACAGCUACAGAGCCAAAACCAAUGGUGGAGCUGCGCUUAACUUCUUUGUUGGGUUAGGAGAGGUAGCAUUUGCCUAUGCUGGUCACAAUGUGGUUCUGGAGAUCCAAGCAACCAUUCCUUCAACGCCGGAGAAGCCUUCCAAGGGUCCUAUGUGGAAAGGAGUGAUUGUGGCAUACAUAAUCGUGGCGAUAUGCUACUUCCCUGUUGCUAUUGCUGGGUUUUAUGUCUACGGGAACACCGUUGAUGAGAACAUCCUCAUCUCGCUGGAGAAACCGGCCUGGCUAAUUGCAGCUGCUAACUUGUUCGUUGUGGUUCAUGUGAUUGGAAGCUAUCAGAUAUAUGCAAUGGGGGUGUUUGACAUGAUUGAAACGUUUUUGGUCAAGAAAAUGAACUUGCCACCGAGUUUCAUUCUCCGCUUUGUUACUAGAACUACAUAUGUUGCGGUUACUAUGGUUGUUGCCAUGGCAAUCCCUUUCUUCAGUGGCCUUCUCGCAUUCUUUGGAGGAUUCGCUUUCGCCCCAACAACAUAUUUUCUUCCCUGCAUCAUGUGGCUUGCCAUCUACAAACCGAGACCAUUCACUCUAUCUUGGUUUGCUAACUGGAUCUGUAUCAUUCUUGGGGUUACUUUGAUGAUUCUAGCUCCUAUUGGUGCACUAAGGAACAUUGUCAAAAAAGCGAAAACCUAUGAGUUCUUCUCUUAA
Messenger RNA from Fragaria vesca subsp. vesca, 1305 nucleotides. RefSeq names its product lysine histidine transporter 1-like. The transcript is spliced from 6 exons. Gene Ontology annotation, cellular component: plasma membrane. The record is from RefSeq and is a predicted model, not a curated record. Lineage: Eukaryota; Viridiplantae; Streptophyta; Magnoliopsida; Rosales; Rosaceae. The coding region runs from base 1 to 1305 and encodes 434 amino acids.